Dicrocoelium dendriticum is the source of this 882-nucleotide messenger RNA. The record is from the annotation of a GenBank genome assembly. Lineage: Eukaryota; Metazoa; Platyhelminthes; Trematoda; Plagiorchiida; Dicrocoeliidae.
AUGGGACUCGACGAAGAGACACGCCUACAGUUACUCAAGAGUUUCACAGAGUUCUUUGCUCGCAAUCUCAUGACAUACGGGUUCGAAAUUGCCCCUUUUCUGACAGGAUGGUACAAUGAAUUGGUAGCAGCCUCAGUGAGACUGGAUCCUACCAUCUGUCCACACGCUGACUGUGUUGCAAUGUGUAUCAUCAGCUCACCAAAGAUGUUCGAGAAGAGCUUUCUAACCCAUUUAGCCUCAUGGUUUCGCUCGUCCAAUGUUCGUUCGUUGGAGUUAGUGCUACGAAAAUUGAGAUCAGCAACCCUUGGUGUAACACAGUCACCUGGGCUGAAUGAUCCGUUGGAUUGGUCAGUGUUAUUGCGCAUUUCAGCUGCCUUGGAAAUAACUUUGCGAGAACUGGAACAGCGGUUACCUGUUGAACAACUAUUACUGCUAACACCACACCGAUUUAUACCAGAUUUCGAAAUGCGUCCCGUGUCACGGUUACCGGUCGUGCACAUGCAGUGUGCAGGUCACGUGUCUGGCUUGGCUUAUUUUCACAAACCGGAUUGGAAGUCGCCGCAGAAUUACCCUGGUUGCAGCCUACACCAUCGCUAUGGUGGAUGGUUUGGUUUUCGCGGUGUCAUCGUUUUUCCCAGUCUUCGUUGUCCAACGUUACCACGAGUUGAGCCGUUGUCUCCCAUUUCACCCUAUCGCCCACCAUUCCCUACGGACACCCUGAAAUAUCUGCUAGCUGAAUUCCGCGAUCACUGGAAGGCGAAUAGAUGGAGAGACGUUGGCCUAUCGGAGGACCGUCAUAGACUAUAUUCUGAUGCAGCUGUCUCAUUUUUUCUCACACCACCAGCCGAACGAGCUACUUUAAUCGAAGGUUGGUUCAAAUAG